Molecule: messenger RNA, 2711 nt
Organism: Aricia agestis (brown argus)
Lineage: Eukaryota; Metazoa; Arthropoda; Insecta; Lepidoptera; Lycaenidae
Product: G-protein coupled receptor Mth2-like
Exons: 8
Coding region: 137-1657 (506 amino acids)
Biological process (GO): G protein-coupled receptor signaling pathway; cell surface receptor signaling pathway
Cellular component (GO): membrane
Molecular function (GO): G protein-coupled receptor activity
Source: RefSeq, a predicted model, not a curated record
GUGCGUGACGCGUAAAUCGCGACUCGCUUAUCACUUAUCAUUAUAAAAAUGAUACAUCGAGUUACCUCACGGGCGAUAACGUUGUUGAUAGUGCACUAGAUUCGCUCGGCGUAUAAUGUGAUUUUAAAUUUUCAAAAUGUUGAAAUUAAUAGUUCUGUCGGUGCUCGUCCUAAAAGUUUUAUCCAACCCGUGCGCUGAGGACCAGAGUGUGGAUGUGAGUUCGGGGGAGAGGUACUCGAAUGGGUCCAUCGUUCAUGCCGGGGUGGAGUACACGAGCGGGACCUGGUACCAGAGUGAGAACGGGACCCUCGGCUGCCCGUGCCUGGUGCGGAUAUGCCUCUGGAAGUGCUGCGGGGAGAACCAGUCUUAUGUGAACAGGUCGUGUCAGGACACCAGUUCGGACGAGCCGUUUAAUCCGCCGGUGUACAAUGGAACGGAAUUGACGGAGAUUAGCGCUAUUCAUCACUUCUACUACAUGCAUAAUAUCAAGUGUGACAAAUACUUGGUGGACUCCAACUCGUCGGCCGAGGAUAUGUAUCUUCAAGAGAAUGGCACCCUCUACGAGAUCUCCUACACCUUUCACCGUUGGUACCCGGCGUCGAGGUUCUGCAUGGAGACGAUGACCGACAGCCGGUCGCAGCGCCUGGUCGCCGGUGUCUGCUACCCUGAUGAGGAGGAGGAACAGGACGAGCUGCUGUUCAUCGGACAUGCUGUUGGUCUCCUGAUAUCAGUGCCAUUUCUGAUAGCGACAUUUGCGGUGUACGCGUUUGUGCCCGACCUCAGGAACCUGCAUGGCUUGUGCCUUAUGGCGUACACUGGUGGUCUGAUAGUGGCAUACAUCAUGCUGGCAUACCUCAAGCUGCAUACCACGACACUUGGUGUUGGCAUGCACGGGUGUUAUGCUUCGGCGCUGAUCAUUUACCUCUCAUUCCAAACGAGCUUUUUCUGGCUGAACGUGAUGUGCUUCGAUAUAUGGCGGACCUUCAGCGGCUACCGCGCCAGCAGCAACCGGAAGAAGGACAUCCGCCAUUUCCUGUACUACGGGAUCUAUGCUUGGGGGGUGCCCCUCAUCCUCACCACAAUCACCGCCGUGAUGCAGUUCCACGAGGAUAUACCGGAUUACAUCAUCACACCGGGCUUCGGACAUCGACGGUGUUGGUUCAUUGACUGGGUAAGCGAGAUGCUGUACUUCUUCGGUCCGGUGUUCCUGCUGGUGGUGUGCAACGUGGUGCUGUUCGCCGUCACCGCGUGCCGCAUCCGCUCCAUCCGCCAGGAGACCGCCAUACUCAAGGGCUCCGAGUCCUCGCGCAGUGACAAGCUGAAGAAGGAUAAGCAGAGGUACAGCCUCUACCUGAAGCUGUUCCUGGUGAUGGGUGUGAACUGGACGGCGGAGGUGGUGGGGUUCGCGGUGGGGGGCAACAACUGGUACUGGAUAGUGCCCGACAUCGCCAACAUAGUGCUCGGCGUCUACAUCUUCUUCGUCUUUGUGUGGAAGAAGAAGAUCAGGAAUCUCGUUGUUAAGAGAUGGCGCAGCAUCCGCGGCGUGCAGGCGGCGGAGUCGAGCGCGGCGAAGUGGGCGACGCGGUCUAGCGCCGCCACUGAGGACACCCGCAUUUCAGGGGACGACUCUGCCAUCAGACUCAAAGAGAUGCACUAGAAUGGGUUGCCAAAAAUUUUUGUGGACAAGAUUAUUAUUUGAUUUAAUAUGCUACGGUUGGCAACCCUGACUUCUGUGUUAAUGUUAACAGCCUUUUCAAUUCGAAGUGAAAUUGUUGUAGAGCUUGUCCAAUAAUGACGCGCCCCUUCUGCGUAUUAACAGUACAAAAUUACCCGUAUAUUAGCAACCAGUGAAGUAGUGGGGCGCGUCAUUUCAAGUAUGACAAACUCUACUUAUUUGUGUAAUGCCCGGGCCCCGGACUGAGGUAUUUGACAAGAGUUUAUCCAUUCAACGCUGUUGCUUGCAUAUUCUGACAUUACCCAAUCAAAAGCGCUAGUGAAAAGGUAAACCUUAGACUAAAGAGUAAAGACCUUCGAAACCGGGCAUUAGAUUACACGCGUAUGACUCAGAAGUCGGACAUACAAUAGUUUUUCAUCUAUGUCUUACUGUCCGACAUCGCAUAGAAAAUGACAAAACAAACUUUUUUUACAACAAACAAUAAGUUGUAACUUGUAACGCUGGUUCUCUAGGAGAUCGUGGUAUUGAGCACGUUCGUGCUGAAAGUUAUCCCACGUUUAUAACUUUAUGCUUGUAAGCUUCUUGUCUUCGUGAUAUUCAUUGUGAGCCAUUAUUCGUGUGCCAGGCUUGAUGUGGCCUCUCCACGUUGGACCAAUAUAGGCGAUUACGAACGUGUUGUCAACAGGGGGUAGGGGCGUAGUUACCGCCGCAUCUGCCCUAUCAAUUAUACGAUCCCCAAGCCACAAGAGCCCCCAAUGUGCGUAAGCAAAAAAUAAUAAAAAACUUCCCCACCCUCCCAAAUCAGGCCCCCAAAACAAAUUUUUAUACGGAGCCCCGCUAAGGAGCUACGCUUCUGGCUUCAAAGACCAUGAUCGACGUUGAUGACGACCUCUGUGGCUCAGUUGUUGAGCGCGUAGUAGCUCAGGCGGGGGUCGUGAGUUCAAGUCCCGCCGACGGAACAAAAUAUUUUCAUGUUCCUAUUGGUCAUAAUGUGUAUUUACUAUUUAAUAUGUGUAUUGCGUAGGUAUUGCAUGUU